GAACCUUAAACCCUAGACAUUGGCUCAAUCCGACUUUAUUGUUGGGGUUUAUCGAACUCUAAAAUGGCAACUCGGUAUCUGAAUCAGUCUCUACUCACCACAGCCAGGCAAACCCUAAGUGCCAGCAUCUACCGUUCCUAUGCCAUAGUCUCAGCUGCUGCCUCAUCACCACACUCCUCUUUUGUCCGCCGUCUCCGGCCUCUCUUUGUCGCGGCAUCCGCUUCCCAUUUCCACGGCCUGGCCCCGGCGUUCUCCACAAGGGGGUUCGCGACCCGCCCUACAUCGUCUUCACUUAGUGAUCCGAAUCCGAACUGGUCGAACCGACCCCCGAAGGAGACGAUUCUGCUCGAUGGGUGUGACUUUGAGCAUUGGCUCGUUGUCAUGGAAAAGCCCGAGGGUGAACCCACCCGAGAUGAAAUCAUUGACAGUUACAUCAAAACCCUAGCCAAAGUCGUUGGAAGUGAGGAAGAAGCAAGAAUGAAAAUUUAUUCGGUCUCCACACGGCAUUACUUUGCAUUUGGAGCCCUUGUGGGGGAGGAAUUGUCUUACAAGUUGAAGGAAUUGCCUGGAGUUAGAUGGGUGCUUCCUGAUUCCUACUUGGAUGUCAAGAACAAGGAUUAUGGAGGGGAACCAUUUAUAAAUGGGCAGGCUGUGCCAUAUGACCCUAAAUACCAUGAGGAAUGGGUUAGAAACAAUGCUCGGGCAAAUGAGAGAAAUAGGCGGAAUGACAGGCCUCGUAACUUUGAUAGAUCGAGAAAUUUUGAGAGAAGAAGAGAUAUGCAGAUGUCUAAUCAGAACUCUGGAGCCAAUAUGGGUGGUCCAGCUGGUCACAUGGGAAGCCCACCAAACAUGGGUGUUCCACCUAAUAUGGGAGGAAUGCAGCAGCAACCCAACAACCCGGGAGGAAUGCAGCAACAGCCCAAUGUGGGAGGACCACCAAAUUACACGGGAGGUAUGCCGCCUAAUAUGGGAGGAAUGCAGCAGCCGCCCAACAACCCGGGAGGAAUGCAGCAACAGCCCAAUGUGGGAGGACCUCCAAAUUACAUGGGAGGUAUGCCACCUAAUAUGGGAGGAAUGCAGCAGCAGCCCAACAACCCGGGAGGAAUGCAGCAACAGCCCAACUUGGGAGGACCACCUAAUUACAUGGGAGGUAUGCCACCUAAUAUGGGAGGGAUGCAGCAGCAGCCCAACAACCCGGGAGGACCACCAAAUUACAUGGGAGGUGCGCCACCUAAUAUGAGAGGAGUGCAGCAGCAGCAGCCCAACAUGGGAGGACCCCCAAAUUACAUGGGAGGCGCGCCAAAUAAUAUGGGUUAUCCCCCAAACAAUGUGGGAGGAGUGCCCAACAACACAACAAAUUACCAGUAUCAGUCCAGGAAUGGGCCCAACACUGGAGGAAUGCCUCAUCAGUCAGGUCCAGGGCAAAAUCCAGGCAGCUAUGGUCCAAAUAUGGGAUCCGCUCCUGGACAUAAUCAGAGUGGCUAUGGUCCAAAUAUGGGGUCGGUUCCUGGACAAAAUCAGAGUAGCUAUAAUCCAAAUAUGGGAUCUGGUCCAGGACAAAACCAGAACUAUGCUCAAAAUUUUGGUGGCGAGAGCCCUUACCAAAACCAGAAUAUUCCUGGAAGAGAUGCCCCCACGUCCCAAUGAUCAGUAGACAUGUAGAUAUUAUGGAUGAGUUCAUAAACUAGUCCCUGUGGUAAUCUUAUUGAUGCUAAUUUUGGUUGACAUUGCUUUUAAUUUCUUCGAAUGUGCAAAUGGCCGCUCACGUUUCUAUAAUCUUUUAAUAUUUUCGACUUCCACAUUAGGUAUUAUGUCUGUUUAUUGCAUGAAUUUGGUUAUAAUCACUGGAUUUUGGAUGA
This is a messenger RNA of Olea europaea var. sylvestris, 1859 nucleotides long. RefSeq names its product multiple organellar RNA editing factor 8, chloroplastic/mitochondrial-like. Gene Ontology annotation, biological process: mitochondrial mRNA modification; cytidine to uridine editing. The coding region runs from base 64 to 1647 and encodes 527 amino acids. Gene Ontology annotation, cellular component: mitochondrion. The record is from RefSeq and is a predicted model, not a curated record. The transcript is spliced from 4 exons. Lineage: Eukaryota; Viridiplantae; Streptophyta; Magnoliopsida; Lamiales; Oleaceae.